CAUACAUUAUUUUUUUUAAAUAGUGACUAUUAAUUAGGAAUUAUGGAUGAAGAGUUAGGAGAACUAACAGAAAAUGACUUUAUAAUACCUCCUGUAAAAUACGAAUAUUUAGAUCACACAGCUGAUGUUCAGUUACAUGCCUGGGGUGAUAGCCUGACUGAAGCUUUUGAACAAUGUGGUAUGGCAAUGUUUGGAUACAUGACAGAACUUCCCUAUGUUCAAAUAAAACAAGUGCACACAAUAGAAGCAUCAGCCGAUGACAUGAUGGGGCUCUUGUAUCACUUUCUUGAUGAGUUAUUAUUUUUGUUUUCUGCUGAACCAAAUUUAAUAUGUAAAAAGUUAAAAAUUAUAGAAUUUAAUACAGAAGAGUUCAGAAUAGUUUGUAAAUGUUAUGGUGAAGAAUUUGAGAUUGGAAAGCAUCCUCAAGGGUCUGAAGUUAAGGCUAUAACUUAUUCAGCAAUGCAAAUCAUUGACGAACCAAAAGACAAUAAGUUUGAGUUCAUCAUGUUUCUUUCUCGUUUCUUCUGAUUAAAGUAACUUGGGAAAAUAGAACAAAAACUACUUUUCACGAUGUAUUAGUUAGUAAUUAUAAUGAAUUUAUUGAAAACAGCAUUCAGUGACCAUUUUAAGUAAAAAAAAGUUUCAAAAAAGUAAACCAACUUCAAAUUGCUGUCCACUGUCCAUAUAUUAUACAUGUCCUUACCAGAAAUGCGUUGUUAGUCAAAACUGCGGAAAUAAUUUUGAUUACACUUGGAAUGUUCCCUAACUUGGAGUAUGCCUAAAUUAAAAAAUAUGUGAAAGAAUGUCUCGGUGAGAAGAGAGUUCCACAUGGUGCCGCGCAAUCACGCCGAUCCUGGAUUUAUUCAUACGAUUCCGAGACCAAGUAGCAUUCGACAGUUUAACGGGUCCAACUGCGACCUUCAAAUGAAUAAAUAUUUUUUUUGAA
Molecule: messenger RNA, 946 nt
Organism: Pieris napi
Lineage: Eukaryota; Metazoa; Arthropoda; Insecta; Lepidoptera; Pieridae
Gene: Archease
Product: protein archease-like
Exons: 4
Coding region: 43-528 (161 amino acids)
Biological process (GO): tRNA splicing, via endonucleolytic cleavage and ligation
Cellular component (GO): tRNA-splicing ligase complex
Source: RefSeq, a predicted model, not a curated record